This is a messenger RNA of Cyclocybe aegerita, 2475 nucleotides long. The record is from the annotation of a GenBank genome assembly. NCBI's taxonomy places the organism in Eukaryota, Fungi, Basidiomycota, Agaricomycetes, Agaricales, Hemipholiotaceae.
AUGCUACGAAAUACCUGUGUCAGAUGUCGCAUAUCUCUCAGACAUACCGAUGAAUUGCUAGCAUGGAUGCGGAGAGGCCGCCGACAUAGAAGCCAAAGCAGCGCAUUCCCGGGGUUGGAGCCCUUCGAUGCCGACAAACAUUCACGUCGACCACGUAGCGACAUCGAUGAUAUCGAACCAUUUCCACGCAAAGAGCGAAAGCCAGGACCUCGCGGCGCUCUUAAACAGACGAGACAUCCUGCAGCAACGCCUCAAAAACCCCUACCUUCACCCUUGGCCACAAGUUCUCGGAAGGUCCACUCUCCAUUCGACCACCACCACAAGAUUCCCGUUCUUUCUGAGGAGGAAGUCGUGCCAUUCUUCGAAGAGCGGGCUAUCGCAUGGGCCACCGAUCCUGUCGUCCUAGACCGACUGCAAGACUAUGGCAUUCCGGACCUGGACGGUCGAAAACUUCUCAACGCCUUCGAAAGCGAAGUACGAUCAGGCGAAUUAUCAAAACCCACCAAUUACACCUCCUACGGCCUUCAACGAUUCGCCCAGCCACAUGACCGAACGAGUGUUGACGUCAUCUAUACCACCAUCUUCUUCUCAUGGGCGUCGCGGCCAGCGAACCAGAAGCACCUGCAGAACCAGCUCAAGAUUUCCCCGGACACACUCUACACGAUCGAGAGGCUGAUGGAGACGACGGAUCGGUGGUUUCCUGCUGACGAGUUCCCCGAGGCACGCAUGAUGCACCGGAAGAUCAUCAUGCAUGUCGGGCCCACGAACAGCGGGAAGACGCAUCACGCGCUCCGUGCUCUGGCAGCAGCGCGAACAGGUGUAUAUGCAGGGCCUCUCCGCCUCCUCGCCCACGAGAUCUGGGAACGCCUCAACACGGGCCAGAUCGUUCCUCUCGGGGUGGAAGAAUCGGCGCCAACGGAAGGCGGCGGUCCUCGUAAGGGAAACCCUGCCUAUGCACGCCCAUGCAACAUGAUCACUGGAGAAGAACAGAAGAUGGUUGGAAUAAAUGUUCCUCUCCUCAGCUCUACAGUGGAGAUGCUGUCCUUCGUCCAUGGCUUUGACGUCGCCGUCAUUGACGAGAUCCAGAUGAUAUCGGACCCGGACCGCGGUGCUGGAUGGACGAAUGCCGUCCUUGGGAUUCGUGCGAACGAGGUCCAUUUGUGUGGCGAGGAGACGGCUGUUCCAGUUGUACAGGAACUGCUGAAACAUACAGGAGAUGAGGUCAUCGUCCGCCGGUAUGAGCGACUUACUCCGCUUGUGGUGGAGGAAGAGAGCCUGAACGGCGACUUGACCAAAGUCCGAAAGGGUGAUUGUAUCGUUACAUUCAGUCGAUCCAACAUUUUUGGUCUGAAGAGGGUGGUCGAGGAGAAGACGGGAAUGCGGUGUGCGGUGGUUUAUGGGCGAUUGCCUCCCGAAGUACGGAGUGAGCAAGCGGCGCUGUUCAAUGAUCCCGACUCUGGCUACGAUGUCAUUAUCGGUAGCGACGCUAUCGGGAUGGGGCUCAACCUUCGAAUCAAGCGCGUCAUCUUUGAGGCCACCGCCAAACACGAAGGCACAGGAAAGAUGACCCGACUCUCAGUGUCAUCUGUCAAGCAGAUCGCAGGACGUGCUGGACGAUACGGCCAACAACAAUCCCAGACCGACCUUGGCGGUUUUGUCACAACCAUCCACCCCGAAGAUCUUCAAUACCUGCGCGAUUGCAUCGCCCAGCCCUACCAACCCCUCCCGUACGCCCGCGUCGGGCUCGACAAACAAUUACUCGGCGAGCUUUCGUCGUGCCUGCCCCCCCAUACACCCAUGAGCACCUUGCUGGAAGCCCCCAUGUUCAUCGGGCGUCUACCAGCACAUGCCCGCUACGCCGACAAGCAUCACCUCUCCGCCGCGUGCACCUUCAUCGACUACAACUGGCAUGACAUGAGCAACGAGGACCGCGUCCUGCUUCUGUUCGCACCCGUCCCAUGGCGCGACUUCGAGACGACGAACGUGAUCAAGCGGCUGCUUUUGAAGCACAAGACAUCGAUGAGCGUGAAUCUCGCGCACGCGAUCAAGAGCACGAACUUCAUGGAGACGCUCCAGCUUAUGGAGGGCGCAAUGCAGGCCCAGGCGCACGGUGCACCAAGUAAGGUCUCGCUGUCGACCACGUCGAAGAGUCUCGUACAGCUCGAGUCGUUCCACAAGGUCAUCGUGUUCUACGUGUGGAUGAGCUUCCGCAACCCUGUCGUUUAUGCGGAUUACGAUAACGUCAUGGAGCUGAAGGAGCGGCUGGAGGUGGUGCUAAAUUGGUGUUUACUGAAUUUAUCGAAGGCGCUUGACUUCAGCCAGAAGGUGACAAGCCCGUUGAUAAAAUCGUCGAAGCUGAAGGUAGAGCAUAAGACGAAACAUCAGCUGAGGAAGGAGAACCUUCUUCAAAGGCUCGAUCAAGCGAGCCUUCUGCCUUCGGCUUCGUUGGCAAGCAGUAUUGCCACUUCAUCUUAG